UUAUCAUAAUGGCGGAAAAAGUGAAAAAGUUUUUUAAUAUAAAGAGGUUGAACAGUCAAAGAGGUUUUAAUGACCUAACACCUUCUCCUACUUUUGAGCCUCAAACCAGCCCACCGACUUUUAAACAAGCCAUGCAAAAUUCGUCUAAAACCAAUAAUAAUUCUUCUACAGCGGAUUUGAUACCCAGGAAAAUGUCUGCAGGCGGCAUCAAAGAACUAGUACAAUGCUCUUUGUGUCUGGAAGUACUCAGCGAACCAAAAAUGUUGCCAUGUCAACAUACAUUUUGUUUUGCAUGUCUCAAAACAUAUGUGUCAGAUUUACCGGUUAUUUCGUGUCCCAUCUGUCGUACUAGAAUACAAAUUCACGGACCGAGCUUUGUAGAAGAUUUACCAUCGAAUCUUUACAUAGAUACGCUGUUGUCUAUGAUCGGUAUGAGUGUCACCCCGAAGACGGAAACACCCCCAGUCACACCAACGAAUAUGAGUUCAGUUGAAUUGUUUGCUGCUGGUAUAAGAUGUAGCCACUGCAGAUCCAUGUGUGAUAAUUCCGAUAUUUCCUCGUGCGAACAUUGUAAACAGAACUAUUGCCGAGUCUGUUGGUCGCAACAUUUGGAAGACAUGCGUUCACAAUUGGGAUCAAUCUUGAAAGAAUUGGAUUCAGCGGCAAAUAGAUUAGAACAUAAAACGGAACAUCACAAGGACCGUUGCGAUCGAAUUAUAGAACAAAUAAACGUUACAGCAGAGGAGAAGAUAAAUGCUAUUCUGGAAGCGAAAAUGGAGUUGUUAAAAGAAGCGAAAAACUUGAAAAAUAUUGGAGAUAUGUCCGCAUUAGCUCUGAAAUCGUCUUUGGAUGAGGCUUGUCAAGUAGCAACUAAUGCAAUGGACGUCACCCGGAAUACCAGCGACCGUGAAAAGGUGAAAACUUUUAUGAACUUACACGAAAACACACUACAACUGUUGUCGGAAGUUUCCAAAUGGGAUUCAGAGAAAUUUGCAUUCGACAAAGAGAACUUCAGCAUAGAAUCAGAUACUACAACUCCAUGUGACGCGGAAUCAGACGAUCCUGUACCCGAGGCUGCCAAACAGUAUGACCCAAUGGAAAGUGAGGGAAGUCUGAUACUUCAUUACAGAUCCCGCAACUUCGAUCCCCAUUAUAUUUGGCGGAAAACAUCUCGCCCUGCAGGAAUAGGUGUGAGUCCUUGGAAUAAUCACCUCUACAUCUGUGGGAUGGACAGCCACUGUGUGCUGGUAGUAGAACGGUCACAGGCCAAGAUUAUCACCAGACUGUCUUGUGAUGAGAUGCUUUGUCCAGUACAGAUUGCCUUCAUGAAGAGCCUAGGCGAGAUUUAUGUUACAGAUAAAUGGAAACAUUGUAUCCAUGUGUUUUCCAAAGACGGUGAUUAUAUAAGAUCUAUAGGUCAAAAAGGAAGUCGCGGGGGUAUGUUUCGUUCACCGGAAGGGAUCGCCACAGAUAACGCAAAUCAUCAUAUUUACGUCGUUGAUACCGGAAAUGAUCGAGUACAGGUAAUCGAUGCCGAUGGCAAAUUCUUGGACCAAUACGGAGUAGCUACAAGACCACAAGCUAUACAAACAUCGAGCUUAUGGGAGACAAAAGAUAUGCUCUGUACAGAAUUCAAUGCACCAACCGCUGUCGCCAUCACAAACGACCGCGUUAUCAUAUUAGAUAGUGGCAAUCGUAGAGUCAAAGUGUAUAACAAGCAAGACAAGAAUAAGAUCUUGGAGUUCGGCUCAUUGGGUCAGAGAAAGGGACAGUUCAGGCAGCCAGAAGUUCUAGCUGUUGAUCCAAUGGGUUUUAUCCUUGUAGGUGAUUCGGGUAAUUGUAGAGUCCAAGUUUUCAAGCCUAGCGGUCAAUUGGUGAGAGUAUUUGGAAGACUCGGCACAGAUCCUGGGAAGUUUGGGUGGAUUUCUGGUUUACAUGUCACUAAGCAGUUAGAUAUUAUUGUAAGCGAUGCAAAGAAUCAUAGUGUAAAUUUCUUCUAGUUAGUCUAAUAAAGCAUGUAUAUUUUACUAGAAGUGUACAUAUGAAAACAAAAGAAUGACAGUUUUUUAAGUAAAUUUAUAAAUGCAGCAAGACCUGACAAGGAUACUGAUUUUACUUGAUACGACUAAAACUAUCGUUAUUUUUUCCCUGUAUGUUUAAAAACGUUGCGAAAACGUCAUAUUGUGGAUAUCGAAGUUCAAUACCUUUACAAUAAAAUAUAGUAUGUAUAGUAAAAAUAAAUUAUUUUGAUCUGUAAAUCAAUCGUUAAUAUGUUGGCAUAUUCUAAUGGAAGGAUUGACAAACUUUAGAUUUGCAUAUAACAUGCAAUUUGAUAAUAGCUUUGAUAUAUUGUGCUCUACAGACAGUUCUUGAUUAAUAUAUCUAUAUUUAUACAUACAUACAUAUAUAUAUAUACAUAUUAAGUUCCGAUAACUUCUUCGCCGACAUUCGAAUCGCCUGUUUUAACGAACACACAACCAAUAUCAUAGAUUACAGAGAUUUCUCCAAUGAUAUAACGUCAAAGUCGUUUGUUUAAUUUAGUGUCGAAUGCUUUAAUUAUUUCUACUUUAUAUUCUUCUUACAAAGUUCUAAAAACAACAAUCGCAGAAUUAAAUUAUUUUUUACGUGCAAUCAUAAAUUGGGACCAAAUAACUAUGUAGAAAUAUAUGUAUGUAUAUUUUUUUAAACGUUGUUACUGAAAUAUUUAUUUCUUAAUUGUUUAAUAUUUAUUUAUGUUCUUUGCGUGUAAUUAACUUUAAGGAAUAUAGACGUAUAACUAGGCUGCUUGGUGGUCACCUUUGUCCAUAAGAUUCUCCAAGAGACAUAAAAAUAUUACUUACACCAUCAAAGCACCGGUAAUAUAUUGCUCUAUGAACAUAGUAAGCCUAACCAGUAAUUUGUUCUGAUAUGGAUAAGGGUAUAUGUAAUAACAGAAACACAUUGAUUGAAAACAAUUUCAUUUAUAACCAUUUUAUUACAUCACUGGUUUACAAAAAAAAAAAAAUAAAGAUACUUUAGACAUUAAGUUGUUAAAUCUUAAAAAUAAAUAAAAAUUAGAUUCUUGGAACAGAUCCGUUUUAUUUAUUUGAAUAUACCUAAUAAUUUAAAAUUAAAAGGUUUAUAGUAUAUGGCUUGCCAUUCCCAAAAGUAUUUUUAAAAAUCAAAAUAAUAUAAGCUAUCCUUUUCCUCUUUCACGUCUAAGUGCAUUAUAAUAGGUGAUUUUUUGUCGCAAAUUUCUCCCUUCGAAAUAAUCUCUACAAUUUUUUUUUUCAUUAAUUUUAAGAAUAAGGCCAUUGAAAGUGUAGUAAAUAUACAAAUACGUAAAUGUAAAAAAAA
Messenger RNA from Vanessa atalanta (red admiral), 3336 nucleotides. Its product is annotated as RING finger protein nhl-1-like. The transcript has 9 exons. Gene Ontology annotation, molecular function: metal ion binding; protein binding. Lineage: Eukaryota; Metazoa; Arthropoda; Insecta; Lepidoptera; Nymphalidae. The coding region runs from base 9 to 2000 and encodes 663 amino acids. The record is from RefSeq and is a predicted model, not a curated record.